AUGGUCUACGGCGGAAAGCCCUCGCGGGGCUGUCGAACAUGUCGCGCUCGCCGGAUCAAGUGCGAUGAAGGUAAACCAACAUGCAUGCAAUGCGCAAAGUCGAAGCGCGAAUGUGCCGGCUACCGAAACGAAUUCGAGAUCAUCCAUCGGGACCAGACCAAGUCUACCGUCCGCCGAAUGAACAAAGCUCUGAAUCAGUCUCGUUCUACCCCCUCGACCUCGACCGCGACCGCGGUAGCCAUCAUUUCCACGCCGCCGAAAGAGCCACCACCGUCACAGUUGCCGAGUCCUCGUCCGUCUCCUACGCGACAACAAACGCCCAACCCUACCCCGACGCUCACAGUCCCGCUCGCACAACGCGCCACCUGCUAUUUUGCCUCGAACUUUCUCUACGUGCCGCUGGGCCAGAUACCCCAUGGUUUUAUGGACUACCUUGUGCCCUUGAUUGAUGGCGAACCCCCAGAUAGCGCGCUCCGAAGCGCCUUCAAUGCUUGUGCGAUAGCCGCCCUUGGUAACAGAGAGAAAGCGAACAGUCUCAACCUGGCCAAUGUAUCUCUUCGGGAACACACACUGGCUCUGGCCAAGACCCAUGCUGCCUUGGGAAACCCCAUGACAAGCAGUUCAGAUGCUACCCUCGCUGCAGUACUUUUGCUUGGUUUAUAUGAGAGCAUCACGGCGAUUAAGGACUCGCGCAUGCUAGCAUGGCGUUCACACGUUGACGGGGCGAUCCAGAUUGUCAAGCUGCGAGGCCGAGAACAGAUGCGCAGCACCAAGACUGGGACCCUCCUAUUCCAAGCGGUGAGGCAUCAAGUGAUUGGUCGAGCACUAACAUCGGGUAUGCCCCCGCCAUUAGGAGCCGACUGGUGGGUGGAUGGCAUUGGCGAUGGCCAUCUCUUGCCUAGCACCAUGCACCGCUUCGCCCUCCGAGUCAGUGAAUUGCGAGCCGAGGCUUCUGCUCUGUUGGCUAGCAUAACGCGCACCGUCGAGGAUAUCGAACUGAUGCAUCAGUUGGCCCAUCGAGUGCGUUUCCUGGACCAAGAGAUCGCUUCAUGGCUUCUUGCUCUGCCGCCAAACUUGCGCUUCAAGACGCUAUGCUGGCUAUCACCCAAGGCGGUGGGCUUAUCACCACGGCGGCCCUACUCCGAGCUCGAGGUGUUCCCUGGCCGUGUCGACAUGUACCCCGACUUCGUGACUGCUAGCAUAUGGAAUACUGCGCGCACGGUACGCCUUGUACUAGCCUCCCUCAAUAUCCGCAUGGUAGCAUGGCUCAGCGCCCCCGCCGAUUACCGCACAACUGCCGAGUAUGCCACGUCAAAAGCCAUCUGCGAAGGUAAUAUUGCCGAUGUCUUAGCCUCGGUCCCAUACCAUCUUGGAUGGCACACCAAGAAGGAAGGCUUAUUCGACAAUGAUACCGAUCGCUCCGGAUUUGCUUGCGGUUACGAGGAUACGAUCAAGGCUCUUCCAGCUUGGUUCUUGAUCUGGGCCUUGACUUGUGUUAAGAACCAUGAUAUGGCGACUGACGAUCAGCGUGUUUGGGUAAAGGGCCGGCUUCGGUUCAUUGCUGAUUAUGUUGGGCUCAAGUAUGCCAACAUUGUCAACGAUCUCGAACUCCGCUUUCCAUCCAUGUUCAUCCGCCACGACGGCACCAUGCCUUCGUCAGAUCCACUGAAGGCCGCCAUGGACAAAGGCCUUGCUGUUCCUGUAAGCGCAAUGCUCUCUAGCACCUCUAGUCCGAGGACUCCUGAGAGCAUGGGUUCUGAAGGACAGUAUACGUCGCCGUGA
This is a messenger RNA of Sordaria macrospora k-hell, 1782 nucleotides long. RefSeq lists its product as uncharacterized. Lineage: Eukaryota; Fungi; Ascomycota; Sordariomycetes; Sordariales; Sordariaceae. The record is from RefSeq and is a predicted model, not a curated record. Gene Ontology annotation, biological process: regulation of DNA-templated transcription. Gene Ontology annotation, molecular function: zinc ion binding; DNA-binding transcription factor activity, RNA polymerase II-specific.